CUUCUGCACAAAGAGACCAAGAUGAAUGCAGAGCCGGAGAAGAAGUUCGGCGUGGUGGUCGUCGGCGUUGGCAGAGCCGGCUCCGUGCGGAUCCGGGACUUGCGGAAUCCACACGCUUCCUCCGCGUUCCUGAACCUGAUUGGCUUCGUGUCCAGACGAGAGCUGGGGAGCAUCGAGGGAGUGCAGCAGAUUUCUCUGGAAGAUGCUCUUUCCAGCCAAGAGGUUGAGGUGGCUUAUAUCUGCAGUGAGAGCUCCAGCCACGAGGACUACAUCAGGCAGUUCCUUAAUGCUGGCAAGCAUGUCCUUGUGGAAUAUCCUAUGACACUGUCUUGGGCAGCAGCUAAGGACCUGUGGGAGCUGGCUGAGCAGAAAGGGAAAGUCCUGCAUGAGGAGCACGUUGAACUCUUGAUGGAGGAGUUUGCAUUCCUGAAAAAAGAAGUGGUGGGGAAGGACCUGCUGAAAGGGUCUCUCCUCUUCACAGCUGGCCCGUUGGAAGAAGAGCGGUUUGGCUUCCCCGCGUUCAGCGGCAUCUCUCGCCUGACCUGGCUGGUGUCCCUCUUCGGGGAGCUUUCCCUCGUGUCGGCCACCUUGGAAGAACGAAAGGAAGAUCAGUACAUGAAGAUGACGGUGUGCUUGGAGACGGAGAACAAGAGUUUCAGACACGUGAAGUUGAAAGAAUUUUGCUGUGAGCAACGAGCCAGCCCCUGCCGUGAACACUGCACCCUGCUUAUCACGUGCCGGACUGCUUCUCGGCUUUAGCAUCACAGCAUACGGUCACACUAUUCCCAAAAUGUUCUGAAUCUUUACUUUUCAUACCAAGUCUUUUUUUCUUUAAACGCUCAAGAGACUUUAACGUGGCCCAAAGACCCAGAGAUGUUCGGGUUGAAUAUAAGAUCGUACUGGGGUGGUGUCUGUUGCUUCCUCCAUUGUUAGAGCCUCAAUUUGAUCCUGGUGAAUUACACACCCCGAUAAUUCUUCUCGUUGGGUAGUGGUGACAUCCUCUAGUGCCCAGCAUCUUCCACAAAUGGCCGUCAGUCCACAAAUGAUGAGAUAUGCAACACCAGAAAUAAGUAUUAAAUGUUUGCAGAAUCUACUUGAACAUCCUUCCCGUAUUAUUUUUCAAAAUCAAGUCCUCUGCUGAUAAUUUAGGAAGCGGAGAUAAUGGUGAGCCCCGUCUGGUAUUAAACGGAGCUCUUUCCCCUGCAAACACCCUUCAAGAUAAAAUGCCUCAUACCAAGUCUUUAUAAACAGAAGCAGAACCAUAAUUUUCCCGGGCUGUGCAAAAGAUUGAAAGCAGCAAGGGUUUCAGAGUGUUUCUGUAUGUGUUGCCAUGUAGGUGGGUCUCUCGGUAAUAAAACAGAUCAUUUGGUUUUUACAAAAAGAGAAGAGGAUCUGGGUCCAUGGGGUGGUGUCUCUCCUUUGUGAGGGAAAGGCAGGGGUCGCAGAUGAAGAGAAAGCCAGCAGACACCAGAAGUGCUGCCCGGGGAGUGACAGCGGUGGUGGCCCCGGCUCUGAUGACGUCGGCCGUGUGAGUGUUAGAAUCGCAGCCACGGGCAGAGCUGUCCAUGUGCAGGUGCGGCGCCAGUAAAGUGCCCAACAGCCAGAGUCCUCACUUAAAUAUGUAAAUAGGAAACAGCGUGACUUUUCAAGUUUUUAGCAGACAGGGCCACAAAAUGAGGAAGUUAUCCUGUCCACAUCUCUCCUGGUGUCUUCCAGCACGUGGGUAUGGGUGUGGCUCCCUCUUUGUGCACCUCAGAUCUUCUCUGAAACGUUCACCCCCCGCUCUGGUGCAGGUCCAGGUUAGCCAGAUAAGCUGACGGGAGGCCUCCUUUAGGGUUGGAGGCAGCCCUGAGCUUCCUAGAGCACCCGAAACAAUCCUAAGUGACCUGCUUGGGCCCCUUGUCGGCAACCCCACACCUGUAUCUUUAGCCUGAUUAUGUCCAUCACCGCAUCACUAUGUGAUACCAUUAUGACAUCACAGGCAGGGCACAGUUUCUUCGCCAGGCUGGUUAAGCUGCCCUCCCAGGCCCGUGGGCACAGGAGGAGGGAUCCGAGGAAGUGGCGGCGGGAGACAAGAGGCUGGGGACCCUGGCACAUCCUCAGGAUGGAACGCUUCCCCCUGCUCACACUGAAAACUCCCAUCACUUAGCCCAGCAGUCCAGCAGAGUUGCUGCCUCAUCCUUGACCCUGACUCCCUGCAGGAACAAAAGGGGAAAGCAAAGAGAAGUCGCCAGAGGCCCACAGCAAGUCCUCUCAUUCCUUCGUUCUCAGAAGAGGGAAGGGAAACUAUAUAUUUGUGUGAAGAGGUUGAAUGCAGGAAGUUAAAAUUGGAAAGACCUUAAAUAUUGGGCAAUAACAAAACAUUCAGUGAAUUCUGUAACCGGUCAUAUGUGAUUUGCAGACAAUAAUCAUAAGAGCAGUAUCUGUAGGAUCAUAAAAAUAUUUUAAAAUAAGUAAACAUGAUCAAACAGUGUUUAUACUUUAUGAUUUAUAUGCCAUGUACAUAUAGGUAAAUAUUUGGAAGGACUGUCUCAAACUGAAGAUAACUUCUAUUAAGGUGAAAGAAUGAUGGAUUUUUUUUUUCGUUGAAAACGUCCUUAAAUCAACGCUGUGUUGUUUUUAGAAUUUUUUUUGAAAAGCAUAUUUUAUAUUUUUCCUGUCAUAUUAUUCAGUGAAGCUUCUUUUGGUCAGAGUCUACUUAGGUUUGUCUGGUUUUCAUUAAGCAGAUAACACAGCUUUUAUCUACUGUAAAGACAGAAAAGAUAAACCCAGAGGAAGGCGAGGCUUUGAAGAGGGGGAGUCUGUCCUGUUUGGAUUGUAGAUUUUUCUGAGGGCUGCCGUUUAGCCAGAGGGUCAGAUCUGAAACGAAAACGGGUGCUUUGUGUAUGGGCGGGAGGAGCCUGGCCUUUCUUGGCAUGUGCGUGGGGUCAGAGGCUUCUUGGAGAAUGUGAUGAAAGAACUCUUAAGAAUCCUUUCCCAUAAAGAAUGUACAUGCACUUGGAAACAACAGUUUGCACAAGAUCUCAGGUUUGGAUCCCCUGGAGGGAUCUUCAAGACUCAGGGUAAAAACUCCCAAAUAACGAAAAUGGUGCUCACACCAAAAUCAUUCAGCGCACUCCCCUGCCUGGUGGUAAAAUCCAAUCAAGGGGGCCUUGGGCAGUAAAGCUGGAGACCAUCGCCUCUGGGAGGCCGGUGGAAGUCAGGAUGCCCCCCCCCCCCCGAGCCACCGCGUGGAGCAGCAGCUGCAGGGAAGAUGCGCACAAAACCAGGACCCGCGCCCGGGCGCGCAGGUACCAGAAGCGUCACCUGCGCGGCGUGUAAUUAACGCUCUUGCCCUUUCU
Vicugna pacos (alpaca) is the source of this 3341-nucleotide messenger RNA. The record is from RefSeq and is a predicted model, not a curated record. NCBI's taxonomy places the organism in Eukaryota, Metazoa, Chordata, Mammalia, Artiodactyla, Camelidae.